UAUGAACCAGACGCUGUGAGGCAAGCAAAGGUGGGAUCCCCCACUCUGCUUAAAUCCCACCCACGGAGAGGAAGCAAAAUUGUGAGUGGAUCCUGCUGAGAAUCCAACACCGAUGGGAAGGAGGGCAGAGCUAGGACUCUCUAGGAGCUCGGCAAAAGAUGUGAAUCAUUAAAAAGAAAAUGGCCCAGCAGGACACUGUAUUUCCUUCUCUUGUCACCCAGGAAGGGUAUACUAUCUGGAAAAUAUGCAUCUAAGGCGAGUGAGGACCAUGCCCCGACACAGCCAGUCCCUGACCAUGGCACCCUACUCUUCUGUGAGUCUGGUGGAGCAGCUGGAAGACAGGAUCCUCUGCCAUGAGAAAACCACGGCAGCACUGGUGGAGCAUGCCUUCCGCAUCAAAGACGACAUUGUCAGCAGUUUGCAGAAGAUGCAGAAUAAAGGGGGAGGCGACCGCCUAGCCAGGCUGUUCUUGGAGGAGCAUAUCAGGAAUAUAACUGCCAUUGUGAAGCAACUGAAUCGGGAUAUUGAGGUUCUCCAGGAGCAGAUCCGUGCCAGGGACAACAUCAGCUAUGGAACUAAUUCUGCCUUAAAGACGCUGGAGAUGCGCCAGCUCUCUGGCUUGGGGGAUCUCCGAGGAAGAGUUGCAAGGUGCGAUGCCAGCAUAGCCAGACUGUCCGCAGAGCACAAGACGACCUACGAGGGGCUCCAGCACCUGAACAAGGAGCAGCAAGCAGCCAAACUGAUCCUGGAAACAAAACUCAAGGACGCAGAAGGACAGAUUUCUCAGCUUUUGAGCAGAGUAGACCUGUCCAUUUCAGAGCAGAGCACCAAGCUGAAGAUGUCCCACAGAGACAGCAACCACCAGCUUCAGCUCCUGGACACCAAAUUUAAAGGUACAGUCGAGGAGCUCAGCAACCAGAUUUUAUCUGCUCGGAGUUGGCUGCAACAAGAACAAGAACGGAUAGAGAAAGAACUUCUACAGAAAAUCGAUCAUCUUUCCUUGAUUGUUAAGGAAAACAGUGGAGCCAGUGAAAGGGACAUGGAGAAGAAGCUCAGCCAGAUGUCGGCCAGGCUUGACAAAAUCGAAGAGAGUCAGAAGAAGAACGUGGAGGGCCAGAGAGCGAAGCCGGAAGAGGAGAAGGUGCAUGGGCGAAUCAGCAAACUGGAGCUACAGAUGAGCGAGGACAUGAAGGAGAUGAAAGCGGAGGUUAAUGCUGGGUUUACAGCCAUCUACGAAAGCAUCGGAUCCCUCAGGCAAGUGCUGGAGGCCAAGAUGAAGCUGGACAGGGACCAGCUCCAGAAGCAGAUACAGCAGAUGCAGAAACCAGAAACUUCCAUGUGAAGAGGACCUGACAGGAGAUUGUCUGUGGGGCUAAGAGCCAGACACCUCAGCAGCCAGACCAUGGCUGCAUUCUGGAUCCCAUCCAGGGUGUGCAUGUGCCAAGAAACGUGUUCUCAUGGGUCGGUCUAACCGUUUACCUUCGGUAUUGAAAACACCCUUUAUUUAAAAAUCUUAAAUACAAUUUUUACAACUUUAUUUCCCUAUCUAAGUGCAGUUGAGCCCUAUGCCCUCAGAUUUUGAAAGGCUUUUAUGAACGAAAAGAAUUUAUUUUCCAUGCUUGAUGCGCUAGCCAAGACUACUAUUUUGAAAAAAAACUGCCAUGGUGAUUUUUUUUUUAAUUAAGAAAUGAGUGAAUUGCUACUGGUAUGUGAUGCUCCUCAUCCUACAUUAAGAGAGUGUUCUGGUAGAUUAGAGUUCAGCUUUAAGUCCACAUCUGGAUUGUAUUACUGUUGUCUAUGCAUUUUUUAAAAAUGUCGGGUUAUUUUCUUGUAAAUCACCUGUCUUUUGUAGAAAGCAGAGACUUAACACAGGGGGAAGAAAACCUUGACAUUUAUAUAAUGAAAUAGUUUUUUAAAAUUGAUAACUGCCAUAUAGAUUACAAAUUAAGUGGAAACUUAUGACAUUUAUCUAGAUCCCACAAGGCACAAUAUUUAUAUCUACCUAGAGGUAUCAGCCUUUAAUAUUUAAAGAUAUUUUUGGAACCAUUCACAGUCGGUGUAGCCAAUAGCCAUAUAUUUAAUAAUGGGGUGGUGGCUAAGAGAUCUGUUUAUCGAACAGUUAAUUGUUCAUCAAUCGUAAUGAACAUGAGAAUUUUUCAGACUUUACGAUUUACCUAAAUGUUCCCCAAAUAGGUACUAAGUGGUAGGAUUUAUAGACAUUUGUCGUAGCCGUAUAUUUGUGCCUUGGUUUUUUUUUUUAUCUCAUCACUGUAGUGUCCACUGUACUAUCCCAUGUUUAAAAAAAAACUAACAAAACAGAAAGUGAAACACAUCAGGGUUGUGAUGUAAAACUGGGAUCCUAUGUAUUUUUUAAAAUGUCCUAACAGUUUUAUCACUGUCAUGACGGACCCCAAUUGGCAUCAUUCAUGUAAUAGCUACACACACUUUUGUAUGGACAGGGAGUCAAAGUGAUGCUACAUUCAUCAUACCGUGAAGAGACAUGUCCUGGAACGUUGGCAGAUGUUUUAUUUCCUGGUCACCAUGUUUGAGUUGUUAUAGACUCAAGCCUGUGCCGUUUGCUCGCCUGCGAGUUUGUCAUAGCUAACAGAAGACACGGGUGUGAAAGUGUGAGGGCACCCAGGAGGGAGCAGGAGCACUUAGUUCCCCGAACACCACCUUGUCUUUUCCUUUCCUCUCCCAUUUGCAAGGACUCAGGAAAAUAACAAUGAUUUUCUAUUUCUAGAAUAAAUCACAAUGAGAUUCUAACUGGCUCUUACUGUUGACCCGUGUAAAGUAUGCUGCUAAAGUACCUAAUAUUUUACUCUUGGUAGCUUGACAGUGUUUGUCUCCAUUUGGACUCAUGAGAGGUUAUGUGAGGAAUAUGUAUCCAUCAUGCAUUUCUUCAUUUCCCCGCAAAUCUUUUCAUCUCUAGAUAAGAUCUUUCCGCCUAGAAGUCGCUGGUGUUCAGAAAGUGCUUUUUUUCCCCUUUGUGCUAGGCUGGCCCUGCUUCAUGGAGAGAUUAAGCACAAGUCUCAGGACAGGGCCACGCCCCCUCAGUGUCUCUCUCCUUUGGGGGUUUGAAGGGAGAAGGAUGAGCACAGAUGACACUGGGAAGAGGGGAUCAGGGGACACCAGCUGACUCUGGCCUAGCAGGUGACACAGCUGCUGGUGGAAUCGCCUAGGUGCUCAAGAUGUUGCGUGUGUGUGACGAGGAACGGGGGCGGGGACUCUCCACCCUAGUCGGUUGGGGUCACUCGGGGAGUUUAAAGAGCUACUGAUGCUGAGCAGCCUCCAGACUAAUUAAGUCAGAGCAUCUGGGAGGCAGCCACCAGCAUCAGUGUGUGCCACACCCUUAGCCCCCCCAGUGUUUUUGGUGUGCAGCUGGGAGGCCAGCCAUCCAGCGAAGACAAUGGACCAAUCUUCUUGCCAAAGUUUAAAGGAGAAUCAGCUAUCCUGUCUUUUCCUUUACCAGAGAUUUGCAAUAAAAAGAAUAAAAUUUCCAACUA
Messenger RNA from Mesocricetus auratus (golden hamster), 3506 nucleotides. RefSeq names its product family with sequence similarity 81 member A (gene Fam81a). The transcript has 9 exons. Bases 245 to 1342 code for a protein of 365 amino acids. The record is from RefSeq and is a predicted model, not a curated record. Lineage: Eukaryota; Metazoa; Chordata; Mammalia; Rodentia; Cricetidae.